CUUUGAUUUUCAACCAGUCAGCUUUUUAAAUUCGUUGCGCGUAGACGUGCUUCUGUGAUAAGUUGUUCAAAAAAGUCAGCCUUUGUGUUUUAUACAAAACCUAUUUUUUUUAAGUUCAUAAAAGCAAACAAAACCCUCAACACCAAAAUGUCAACUAACCGUGCUCCAAAAUCUGGAUUCGCUGCUGAAGCUCAACGCAAAAUUAACUCAAAAUACAGCGAAGAAUUAGCUCAAGAAUGCUUGGAAUGGAUCAAAAUCAUUACCGACGAACCAAUCAACACAUCUGGAGACAUGGAUAACUUCUUUGAAGUUUUAAAAGACGGUGUCCUUUUGUGUAAACUUGCAAACUGCCUACAAGCUGGUUCGGUCAAGAAAAUAAAUGAAAGCAAAAUGGCAUUCAAAUGCAUGGAAAAUAUUUCUGCUUUCUUAGCUUGUGCAAAGAAUUUCGGUGUGCCAACGCAAGAAACAUUCCAAAGUGUUGAUCUGUGGGAAAGACAGAAUUUGAACUCUGUCGUCAUCUGCCUGCAAUCACUUGGCCGAAAAGCACACAACUUUGGAAAGCCUUCCAUUGGACCCAAAGAAGCCGACAAAAAUGUUCGAAACUUCAGUGAAGAACAACUCAAGGCUGGCCAAAAUGUCAUAUCUCUUCAAUACGGAUCAAAUAAGGGAGCCAACCAAAGCGGAAUCAAUUUCGGCAACACCAGGCAUAUGUAAAUUUUUGUAAAAAAUACUAUCGCGUACUUAUAAACAAAACAAAAAAAAAAUUAAAACAAUUUACAUUCGCUUAGCAGCAUUCCAUUUUAGAAAAAAAAAACAAAAAAAUGUGAAACAAUUUAAGUGAAAACCACUAAUAAUGUAUUUAAAGUUAAUACUAUUUUUUUUUCUAUAAAUUUUAAGAAAAAACGUUUAACUUCUUGUGUGUACUUUUUUCCAAUUUAUAUCUUUCUUUUUUAUUUACAUUUUAUUGGCACCAAUUUUUUAUUAAACAUUCCUUAAAACAAAGCAAAGACAAUGAAAUUCAUAAAACAAAAGACCAACUAUAUUACAUCUUUAUAGACAAAAAAAUACAUAUUUAUUUCUUAAAAUUUUAUAAAAAAAAAAAAUGUGCCAUUAAGCAUUUAUAAUUUUUUUUCUUAUAUAACUAAAAUGAAGAAUGCAAACUGGCAUUAUUUUGUAUUAUGUAUUACUAACUUUACAAGUCUUUUACCUUAAAACUUUUAAAAAAAUAAGAAUAUUUUUUUUAAGACAUUAACCUUUACGAGAGUAUUUUUGAAAGGCCUUUUACACAAAGAAUUUAAUCAAAGUAGUGUCUUUUUAAAAAAAGUUGAAAUGUUAUACAUCUUAUAAAGUAUAUAUCGGUAUAUUUAUGUAUAUUUAAUAUAUAUAUUAUAUCUGGUUAACUGUUAAAUUCCUUUUGAAAAAUAAAAUACAUUUUCUUUUUAUAAGAAA
Messenger RNA from Episyrphus balteatus (marmalade hoverfly), 1449 nucleotides. It is a transcript of the gene Chd64, whose product is annotated as myophilin. NCBI's taxonomy places the organism in Eukaryota, Metazoa, Arthropoda, Insecta, Diptera, Syrphidae. The coding region runs from base 148 to 714 and encodes 188 amino acids. The record is from RefSeq and is a predicted model, not a curated record. Gene Ontology annotation, molecular function: protein binding. The transcript is spliced from 4 exons.